GCCAAUUCGUUGACCAUGGCUCCAAUUUUUCCUCUCAUCUCUGGCAUAGUCUCACUGUCUUUGUUGAGUCUUUUUCAGGUAGCUCCGUGUGUUGCCGUGGACAAUAGUACGUACGAGUACAUUGUUGUUGGCUCAGGACCUGGCGGGGGACCCCUCGCGGCCAACUUGGCACGGGCAGGUCACUCUGUGCUUCUGAUCGAAGCAGGAGAUGACCAAACAGAAAAUAAAAAUGUCUCCCAGUGGUUCAAUUUCAACCCGGCUGGCAAUGAUCCAGCUACACGAUGGGAUAUAUUCGUGAAACACUCCGAUGACGAAGCCCGCGAGGCAAGAUAUCUGCACAGAACCUGGCGACAAACAGAUGGUGGUUUUUAUGUUGGCAUUGAUCCUCCGGCUGGCGCAAAACCUCUCGGCAUUUAUUAUCCGAGAGCGGGUACACUGGGAGGUUGUGCUAUGCAUAAUGGCUGCUUGACCAUGAACCCCAAUGAUUUGGACUGGAACGAUAUCGCCGAGACCACAGGAGAUAACUCGUGGAGCGCGGAGAACAUGCGAAAAUAUCUAAUCAAAUUAGAAACAGUUCACUACGAAAGCAAUUAUACGCAUGGACACGAUGGAUGGCUAAGCAUGACCAGCUUGGGGAAUGGCUUUGAUGCUUACCGUGAUUCUCAUGAGCUUACCACCCUUGCUUCUGAGGCUGCCGGGUACACUGCUGCUGAAGCAGCCAGUCUAGUCAAACGCGACAUCAACGGUGCUCAACCAGAUCGUGACCAGCUUCUGGGUCCUUUCAAUGGUGUCAGCCAUGUAGAAGCCGAUGCUGUUCAGAGAUCCUCGCCUGGGUACUAUGUUCGCGACACCGUUAGGGAAGGGAAGUACCCGCUCACUCUAUUCCUCGACACUCUCGCAACCAAGGUGAUCUUCGAUCAGUCUGGCUCCAAACCCAAAGCUGUCGGUAUCGAGUAUCUCAAAGGGAAGAGCUUGUACAGUGCGGACCCUCGAUCCAACCCCAAUGCUACCGGGACGCCGGGAAAAGCAUACGCUUCCAAAGAAGUGAUUAUCUCGGGUGGCACAUUCAACUCCCCGCAAAUUCUUAUGCUCUCGGGAAUUGGACCAGCAGCUCAUCUCAAGAAAUUUGAUAUACCAGUGGUUGUGGAUCUGCCCGGCGUCGGACAGCAAGUGGCAGAUAAUUACGAAACGGGUAUCCUCACGCUGGGCAAACGGGCAGUUCAAGGCAUGGGCGAGAUCUUCCCAACUUUCUGGAAGACAUCCCAGGCUGCGAUCCGUGAUUUCUACCUUUUCUGCGGAUCUCUUUCCUUCGAAGGUUUCUGGCCUGGUUUCCCUAAUAUCCCCCCAUUCUUCAACCAAACCCAUGGACCCAAUCAGUACGAAUGCGCAUUGGUGCAAAUGAACCCUCACUCGCAAGCGGGUGUCAUUGAACUGCAAUCCGCAGACCCACGCGACACACCCGUCAUCAAUCUCAACUACUUCAAAGAUGAAGAGGAAAAGGAUCUCAACGCCCUUCUCGAAGGUGUCGAGUGGGUGCGCUCAUGGCUCAGUAAGGUCAACGGCUCUGAUCCCGAAUCCUUGGCUCCUUUCAACGAAUUGCACCCAUGUGAGGGCCAGAUCGGCAAGCAAAACUGCACGGCAGAAAGCCAAAAGACGUACAUGAAGGAGCAAGCCUACGGCCACCAUGCUACGAGCAGCUGUCGCAUUGGCGCUGAUAGCGAUAAGUUCGCCGUUCUCGAUAGCAAGUUUCGUGUUCGUGGGGUGGAGGGGUUGAGGGUGGUAGACGCAUCUUCCUUUCCGAAGGUUCCCGGCGGAUACCCCGUGCUUCCUACCAUGAUGCUCAGUGAAAAGGCUACGGAGGAAUUGCUGGCUGAUGCUGCGAAGGCCUGA
Molecule: messenger RNA, 1890 nt
Organism: Periconia digitata
Lineage: Eukaryota; Fungi; Ascomycota; Dothideomycetes; Pleosporales; Periconiaceae
Source: the annotation of a GenBank genome assembly